AUGAUCCCCCUCCCCACAAUCCAAGCCUCCAACCGCGGAAUCCCCACUCACCCGUCCAUCCCCUCCACCCCAAUCGCCCUCUUCGUCGGCGCCACCAGCGGCAUCGGCGAAGCGACCGUCAAACAGUUCGCCCAGCACACCCGGACCCUGACUCCGCGGGUGUAUCUCGUCGGCCGCAACGCCGCCGCCGGCCACCGCAUCACCCAGGAAUGCAGAGCCCUGAACCCGACCGGGGAAUUCGUGUUCCUGCAGGCCGACGUCAGCCUGCUGUCCGUAGUCGACGAGAUUAGUCUCAUGCUGCUGCGCGACGAACCCUACCUGAACCUCCUGUUUCUGAGCACAGGCACGACAGCCGGGAAAGCUGAAACCCCCGAAACCCUCCGUACCCUAACCGCCCUCCUCUACUACGCCCGCCUCCGCUUCACCCUCAACCUUCUCCCACUCCUGCACUCCACCACCCCCGGCCACCUGCGUCGGGUGAUCUCUGUCCUCGCCGGUGGCCACGAAGGCCCGGUCCUCGACGCCGCCGACCCAGACGGCCGCAGCCUCUCGAUGCGCGACUUCCGGGGCCAGAUCACCUCGAUGACAACCCUCGCGAUGGAGGUUCUGGCGGAGCGGGCGCCCUCCGUAGCGUUUGUGAAUGCGUACCCCGGCACAGUGCGGUCCGGGCUCUUCCGCGAGGCGGAUAGCUGGUACGGGUGGGUGACGUGGGCGGUUUUGGUCGUGAUCGGGCGGUGGGUGUAUAUCCCUACCGUGGAGAGUGGGGAGCGCCAUGUGUUUUUGGCGACGAGUGGGCGGUUUCGGGCUAGGGACAUUGGGGUGAAGGGAGGGGAUGGGGAGGGUGGGGUGAUGGUUGAGGGGGUGGAGAUGGCGAGAGGGACGGAUGGGAGGAUGGGGUCGGGGGUGUAUUCGGUGAAUUGGGAUGGGGAGGUGGCUGAGGAGAAGGUGAGGGAGGUGCUGGAGGAGUUGAGGAGGGAUGGGAUGAAGGAGGUGGUGUGGAGCGUGUUGGAGAGUGUGUUUGUUCGGGUUACGGGGAGGGUGAUGGUUGGAGGUUGAUGUUUGUGGGAGGUGGGAGGUGGGGUUGUAUUGAUAAUAUUUGUAUUGAUAAUCUCUUCAAGAGUAACAUGUCAUUGGGCUGAGUUGAGGGAGAUGUAAACAGGUUAUAAUGCAAUUUACCCUGACAUGCAAGUGGGUGGCAAUUAUAGAUGAAACAAG
Aspergillus uvarum CBS 121591 is the source of this 1215-nucleotide messenger RNA. RefSeq lists its product as uncharacterized. Bases 1 to 1056 code for a protein of 351 amino acids. NCBI's taxonomy places the organism in Eukaryota, Fungi, Ascomycota, Eurotiomycetes, Eurotiales, Aspergillaceae. The transcript is spliced from 2 exons. Gene Ontology annotation, biological process: secondary metabolic process. The record is from RefSeq and is a predicted model, not a curated record.